UAAUUCGAUUUCCGUACAAGCAGUCGAGAGGAGUGGUUCUGUCGUGUGUACCCCGAGGAACAACAUUCGGUCACUUUCACAUUUUGUUCGCUGUUAAAUGACAAACGGCAUCCCGUCUCACCCAGCAAACAACAUUUAAAGAUUGAAACUCCUUUUUUUUUUUUUAAUGACAGCGAACGUUUCUGAUGAUGUCAUCAGAUAGUUGCGUUAUCAGCGUGGGAAAUGUAGCUAGCGUCCGGAGCUCUUGUUAAAUUCCACUUUUACCGUCAGUGAUGCGUUUCAACGAGAAGGAAAUGGUGCAUUUGAGCCGACAGUCGUCCGAAAUGGUCGCCGAGCUUGGGAUGCGAGGACCCAAGAAAGGAGAUGUUGUGAAGAAGAGGCUAGUGAAACUCGUUGUUAACUUCCUCUUCUAUUUUAAGACGGAUGAGGAAGAACCUAUUGGAGCUUUGCUUUUGGAGCAGUGUCGGGUGGAGAAGGAGGACAGCCUGACUUUUUCUAUUGCAUUUCUAGAAGAGGCAGAGAGGAAAUAUCUUUUUGAGUGUGAGUCUGAGGAGCAAUGUGGGAAGUGGAUAGACUCCAUCAUCAAGGCUAGCUAUGAAUUCAUGAGGAGAAACCUCAUAUUCUACAGAACUGAGAUCCACAGGCUCACAGGCAAGGAUCCAUUGGAACAGUACGGCAUAUCAGAUGAAACUCGCUUUCAAGUCACUAACGGCCUGCAACAGACAUCCAGAGAUGCCUCCUCUAUGUAGACCAGGAUCGUGCCUAGCUUUCCCAGCACUUCAUUUUGCCAUUCGGAAAACCCAACAAAAAUUGCAUAACUAUCACCAUUGCAGAGUUUAUACAGACUUUAUUUUUACUAUAUUUUUUUCUUCACAUAAAGUGAAAACUAAACAUUUUUGUGGGACUCAUUUUAACCCAUCACAGGUUAGAUUUUAUUUUGUGGUUAAUAACCUUCAUUUUAGAUAAUAUGAUUAUGGGAGUCUCAACACAAUCACUGGGAGAAUCUAUUAAGACAAUAAGAAAGAUGAUACAGCACAAUGUUUAAACUGAACAGCGUCACUAAACGUAGCCGCACCAGGAUUUAAACUGCUGAGUUGAGCCGUAAUUAUGUGUAUAUAUUUUUCCUUGGGAGAAAAAUGUUUUUUUGUAUUGCUGCCACACCAAAAUAUAAAUGUGUAGUAUUACGUUUUUAUAUGACAGCAUCACGCUUUUACAUAAUUAUCAUGUUAUUACAUGAUAAUUAUCACGUUAUUACAUGAUACUAGCAGGUUUUUACCUAUUGCGUUUAUACAUGAUAGUUGUCACAUUGUUACAUGACAUCCCAUUUUCACGUAAGUUUUACAUUUUUUCUUGAUAAUUGUUUUUGCAUGAUAAUUAUAACGUUUGUGCGUGAUAGUUAUAAUGUUUAUAUGUGAUCAUUAUCACAUUUUUGCAUGAUUAUCACAUUUUUACAUGAUAAUUAUCACGUUUUUGCAUGAUAAUUAUCAGGUUUUUAAAUAUCACUUUUAAUUUGAUAAUUAAAAAAAAAAAUCACGUUUUUACAUAAUUGUCAGGUUUGUGUGUGAUAGUUAUCACGUUUGGGCGUGAUAGUUUUUCAGGUUUUUCAUAAUUUUUACAUAAUUAUGAUUUUGCAUGAUAAUGAUCACGUUUUUUCAUGAUAAUUAUCACGUGAUUACAUGAUACUAUCAGGUUUUUAUGGAUUGCGUGUAUACAUGACAGUUGUCACAUUUUUACAUGACAUCACAUUUUUACAGAAGUUUUACGUUUUUACAUGAUAAUUAUCAUGUUUUUGCAUGAUAAUUAUAACGUUUGUGUGUGAUAGUUAUGUUUAUUUUUGAUAAUUAUCACAUUUUUACCGGAUGAUUAUCAAGAUUUUGCAUGAUAAUUAUCACGUUUUUGCAUGAUAAUGAUUCCGUUUUUGCAUGAUAAUUAUCACGUUUUUAUAUAAUCACUUUUAAUUUUAUAUCUAUCAAGUUUGACAUCAUUUUUUCACAUUUUUACAUGAUAAUUAUCACGUUUGUGUGUGAUAGUUAUCACGUUUGGGCGUGAUAGUUUUUUGAGUUUUUCAUAAUUUUUAUGUUUUUACAUGAUAAUUAUCAAGAUUUUGCAUGAUAAUGAUCACGCAAAAGCGUGAUCAUUAUCAAGUUUUUAUCACUUUUUAUGUGGUAACUAUCACGUUUCACAUUAUUUUUUUUCCACAAGAGGGCACUCAUCCUCUUUGGAUGAAUAAACUUCAUUUCUGUAGAUUUUUUUCUCUCGCUGGAAUUCAAUGAUUUUUUUUUCGUAUUUCUUUGGGCUAAUGUGGUUGUGUGAUAGCUCAUAGUACAGUAUAAUAACAGUUCAUAUAGAUAACUUUGUGCUGAGAUAAAAAAAAAUACCAUUGUUUAAAAAAAGAUCAAACAUCGUAAAACGUUACUCACAGUGUUACCAAUUAUUUUAGUAUUCUUUUCACCAAAUAAUUUUUUACUUGAGUACAUUUUUGGAUGACUACUUUUGCUUGACUAAUAUUAUUUUGAAGUAACGCUACUUUUACUUGAGUAAACCUAUUGGCAACUUUACCCACCUCUGAUGAUAGUAUUUAAAAACAUGAUAAUUAUCAUGUAAUAAUGAAAUAACUAUCAUGUACAAAGGUGAUACUGGAUUUUUAAAAAAUUUUUGGUGACAGCAAUAUGCUUCUGUAUUUAUGAAUGUGUUUGUUGUCUUUUUCAUCUAAGCUACUUGGCCUUUUAAAAGGUACUUUUGCACACAGUACUGUAAGGCUAGGUUCAGACCGCAGGUCUUAAUGCACAAAUCCGAUGUGUUUUCCCGAUUAGAGUGAGGCAUUCAUUUGAUGGUCUGAAUGGGACAAGUCACAUAGAAGUAGACCAUUUCAAAUCAGAUCUGGGUAAUUUUCGUAUGUGGUUUAAAUCUGAUCUGGGCCACAUUUUUCCAGAAUGUGGCGGCGGUCUGAACUGGCAAGUCUCCCAAAUCAGAAUUCAUACAGCAAUUAUAUCAGCAAAGAUGCGGCAGCGAUAGCUGUGCAUUAGCGUUAGCGCCUAGCUUGAACUCGGCUUUUAAGGAGGAGGCGGGCUUGACCACAGUCCUAAAAUAAAAUGAAGGAUAAGCCUGAUAAUGUUCAGUGUUCUUUCUGUCCGCCAAAUAAGCAAUCUAUAAGUAUUGCUUGCAUGGCCAAGUCGGGGCAAACUGACACACACACAUAAAUGAAAUUUCAAAAUUUUCCACCAAAAUUUCACCAUUUACCCCUGCAGUUGUACCAUUUUUUACCAAAACUUCACAAAAUUUAUACUGAAAUUUCAGAAUUUUUCACCUAAAUUUCACAAUUUACCACCAAGACUUCACCAUUUUUGACCGGAAUUUUACAAUUUUUGACAAAACGUUACCAUAUUGACCAAAACUUUUUUUACUGAAAUUUCAGAAUUUUCCAUCAAAAUCUCACCGUUUUUUUCCCAACCAUAUUUGACCAUUUUUUACCAAAAUUUUAGAAUUUUCCACCAAAAAAAUCACCAUUUUGACCAAAAUUUUAUCAUUUUUGACUAAAACAUCAAAAUUUUUGUCCGAAAGUUUAGUUUUUUAAAACUGAAAUUUCAGAAUCUUCCUCCAAAACAUCACCGUUUUUACCAAAAUUUUACAAUUUUUGACCGGAAUUUGAUAAUUUUUUACCAAAAUGUCACCAAAUUUUACCAAAACUUCACAAUUUUUAAACUAAAAUUUCAGAAAAUCUCACUAUUUUUCAACCAAAUUUUCCAAUUUUUUCCCAAAAUUUAACCCCCAAUUUAAAAAAUGUUCACCAAAAUUUUGCAAUUCACCCCCCAAAUUUCGCAACUUCUGACCGAAAUGUCACCAUUUUUGACCAAAAUGUCACAAUUUUUGACCAAAACUUCACAAAUCUUUACUGAAAUUUCACAAUUUCCCACCAAAAUCUCACCAUUUUUCCACUAGUUUUACCAUUUUUGACUAAAACUUCACAAAUUUAUACCAAAAUUACGAAAUUGUUCACUCAAAUUUUGCCAUUUUCAGCCAAAAUUUCACAAUUUUUCACCGAAAUUUUACCAUUUUGACUGAAACGUCAUUGUUUUUCUCAAAACUCCACAAAAUUUUUACUGAUAUUUCAGAUUUUUUUCACCAAAAUUUUACCAUUUUUGACCAAAAUCUCGAUAUCAACAUGAACAUGACUCAAAAGCACAGAGUUUUACCUGUUUUUAUUUGGCACCCAUCGACCACGAAAAAACAUAUGAUCAUGGCCAAGUCGGGGCAAACUGACGUGCACACAUAAGAAUUAUGUGUGUACGUCACGCACGCACAGUGCGUGCAUGCGUUCUAUCAAGCCAUAUAAACAUUGAAUAUAAGACUAGACGGGGAUUAUUAUGUAAUUUGUGUCCUCUUUUUGGAAAUCAAAAUAUGAUCACCCUUCUGCGCAUGCGGGUCAGUUUGAUCAGCGCCUGUCAGACUGUGAAUUAGUGCACAUGCGUGAUAAUUGAACAAACUCAAUGGACAAAGGCAGUCUGAACGGGGCAUGCCCAAAAAAAAAAAAAAAAAACAUGACAAAAAAUCGGAAUUGUGCAUUAAGACCUGCAGUAUGAACCUAGCCUAAUUAACGUGGUCUUGAGUUGGUUUAGUUUGACUUAAGUUUCCCAGUGUACUUGAAUUCAUUUUGUAUUUUCUUUCGCACUUUCAUUCACGUUUCUUUUGUUCAAUCUUUAGUAUGUCUCUUCAGCGCUGAACCACAUUACAUGUGAAAAUAGUUCUGUAGACUGUAAUGUAAAUAUAUUUUGGAACACUCCUUUUUGUAAUGAGAAUGUUCUAUUUUGCUGUCGUAAUGAGCCUUUUAGGUUAAGAACAAAUGUGAUGCUUUCCCCUCAGUUGUAAUGAUUUUUUUUUUUCAAUUAAAACAUUUUUUUUUUUUCAAUUAAAACAUAAUUAUUUUUUAAAUGAUAGGUUCUUUUUUUGGGGCCAAAGUUUCAAUUCAGUGAAAAUAUUGAUAUUUAUGUACCAUAAGAAGUUAAACUAGUCAGUUGUGGGAUUUCAAACACUUAAAACACAUGUCUCUUUAAACCUUUUAUACAUAUUUGUCCCCCUAUAUUUAACCCUUUCAUGCACCCCCCCCCCCCUUAAAUGUUACAUUAAUGAAACACUCAUUCAUAAUUUGCUCCCCCCGUUUGACAUCCAAGUGUAGUA
Messenger RNA from Corythoichthys intestinalis (scribbled pipefish), 5175 nucleotides. RefSeq names its product pleckstrin homology domain containing, family J member 1 (gene plekhj1). Bases 273 to 749 code for a protein of 158 amino acids. Gene Ontology annotation, cellular component: early endosome; recycling endosome; trans-Golgi network. The transcript has 6 exons. The record is from RefSeq and is a predicted model, not a curated record. Gene Ontology annotation, biological process: receptor recycling; endosome organization; retrograde transport, endosome to Golgi. NCBI's taxonomy places the organism in Eukaryota, Metazoa, Chordata, Actinopteri, Syngnathiformes, Syngnathidae.